This is a messenger RNA of Rhopalosiphum maidis (corn leaf aphid), 826 nucleotides long. Its product is annotated as protein anon-73B1. The transcript has 3 exons. Gene Ontology annotation, cellular component: membrane. The record is from RefSeq and is a predicted model, not a curated record. The coding region runs from base 463 to 705 and encodes 80 amino acids. Lineage: Eukaryota; Metazoa; Arthropoda; Insecta; Hemiptera; Aphididae.
AGAAUUAAGAAUAUUAAAUAUUAAUAUACUCGUUUAUAUUUUUGUCAUUAGUUAUUAUUUAAGUGGACAACUAUUAUUCUGGAGUCUAAUCGUGGAAUUCUCAAUGGCCAAUUGGCUAUGAGUGCUAUGACUAGUGAAUAGAUUUUUAAUAUUUUAUAUAAGUAUUUUUUAUACUAUUCUAUAUUCUGUUGAUACCUACAAAACAUUUAUUUCCCAAUGAUUCGUUCAGUUACUGAGUCAAUAUCAUUGCGUAUUAGUUAUAAGUUACAUUAACAUAAACUCUGCAAGUCUGAAAAGUGAAUCCAUGUAUAGAAUUUAUAGAAUAAAAACUAUUCUAUUGUUAUUUGAUAAUCUAAAACAGUUACAAUUGUUUUGUAUUUAGUAAAAUUAUUGUACACACUUAAUUAUACAACCUUGUAUUCAAAAAAACAUUUAAUCUAAUUAUUGGUGUUUGUUUACAAGAUGUUUCCAAUGGAAGAAUCAGAUGAAGUAUUUGAUGCUGUGAUCCGUUAUGGCUUAUACUUAGUUGCUAUUUUCCAAUUAGUAUGCAUAACAACUGUGUUUUUAUUAACUGACCAAUCUAAUGACUCAAAAGAUAAUGGUGAUGGCAGCGAAUAUGACUCUGAUGGAAGUACAUUUGCAUCACCUAGACGCCCAUAUUCUCAUCAUAGAUCAAGAAAACAAGAUAAGAAGAAAAGACGAUGAAUAAAAAUGAAUUACACUUGUAAUAUUGUUCCUUUUUGAAGUUUAAUUAUUCAUUAUAAUACUACAUUACUUGUAGAUUUUUUUUUAAUUAAGCAAACUUAGAAUACCAUUUAUAUAUUUU